Aspergillus ochraceoroseus IBT 24754 is the source of this 1901-nucleotide messenger RNA. RefSeq lists its product as uncharacterized. Bases 66 to 1778 code for a protein of 570 amino acids. Lineage: Eukaryota; Fungi; Ascomycota; Eurotiomycetes; Eurotiales; Aspergillaceae. The record is from RefSeq and is a predicted model, not a curated record. The transcript is spliced from 3 exons.
GAUUAACACCAACCGUCUAUUGUUAUCAGAAUGACUGCCUCACUCUGUUAUUUUGUAUUCAUCAGAUGGCACCUCUCUCUUCUCGACACUUGCAUGCUCCUUUGAUUUCUCGACCAUCCAAAGCUUCUUCCGCGGGGGCAUUGAAGGUUCUGCUUGAGCUUUUCGUCGGAACUAUCUGCAUAUUCGUCCUCGCCGUUUUAUUCUGGAAACUUGGGCGGUUUUUUCGUGCUUUCACCAAGGGAAAGGUCCUUAAACAAGGGAAUCUUCCAACGACUCGGUACGCGAAAACUUGGUACGGAUGGGUGUCAUUGAAGCAGCACGAAGCCAACAAGAACUUUUUUCGGAAUGUAUGGUGCAGAAUACGCAAACUCUCCUCAUGGAGAUCGUCAAAGGCGGAUUAUCAAUGGGUUUGGUGGGAUCCCGGACAGAAGAAUUUUGAGACAUACAAUGAGAAACGAACUGCUUUACGAUGCUUGCCGAAGCGGGCUAGGAGCUACGCAUCGCUUCCAAUCCCUGAGCAUAUCCGAUCUGUUGUUUGGUCAAGACAAAGCAUCAGGCACGCGAGUAUAUGUAUGGAGGAAACUCGCGGCAGCAGUUUAUCUGCACGAACUGUAAUCACCCAUACACUAGAAAUCACUGAUAUUUCUAGUAACCCCAUUGCUCCCGGCACUGCCCCUGUCGUACUUAUUGGACAGAGAGAGUUCAUGUCGUUAGACGAGUCCGUUUGUUUCGUCAGCGCGAAGCGUAUCGCUCUCGAUCUCGGGGACUACAUUCCAUUAAUCCCACAGAGUUUUUCGGUGCCAUGUCUUCCUCGUCCUGUGACUUUCUCAGGGCAGUCACAUAUACGAUCUAAUACAUCUUCCAGACCUAAAGUGCUAGGAGCCGAGGAGGCGUUCCCAACCUGUAUGUCAGUGCUCCAGUGCUCACGAAAGUACCAGAUCUGGUCCGCUCGGAUGGGAUUACAGACACUGCAAUGUAUCGGAUACAGCACGCAUACACUUCCAAGGCCUCCCCCCGGGAGCCCAAGGUCUACACUUCUUCGGAGAAAGCAGCCACCGAGGGCUGCAACAAAAGCGGCGGAAGUACCUAGUUAUGCUCUGCAAAUCAGAUAUCUAAGUAACUGGGAGAUACGUCUCAUAGAUGGCUUGAAUCGAAAACUGAAUUGGCUGUCGGACCAGUUAAGUCCUGGUAGACGGCCAUUUCAUUUUGCCCUACUUGCAAAUCACUGGCUGAAUAAGGAAACUUGGAUUGUCUAUGAUCCAGCCUCGCGCACUAAUAUCGACACCAGGCGCAAACUAGGCGAUCCGAGAUUCAAUGUCCCAUAUCCAGCAGCGAAUUGGGCUCCUAAACUGAAGUACUCUCGGACUUAUCACAAGCCGGCCCACACCCCAAAUAUUAAUUCUUGGAGGGAUUCUAUUAACCGGAAUAGAAGAGCGUCGGGACUCAAAGACCUAAUAAAAGGCAUCGAUCUAUAUGACAGCUCAAUCGAGGAUCCCCCGGAUGGAAAAGUCGACCCGGCCUGUUGGAUGCUGCGAAAACCACCGCAGGGAUUUCAUCUUUCUGCCCACCAGAAAGAGAGAUACUAUGAGGGCGGAGCUGGCUGGCAAGAAAAAUUAAACGACUGGCAGAAGGUUCGACGUGGCUAUCGAAUUCGAAAGGGAAUAUUUGAGGGCAAGGCCAAUAGGACGAGGGCGAAAGAGAUUGCAAACGGAAUAAAUAGGUAUUACCGAAUGGCAAGAUCGAGAGCCCAGAGGUCCGAAUCUCCUGUAUCAACAUAAACCUGGCGCUUCAGCAGGCUUACGGAUUGUUUAUGGUUUUUUUCGUGGCACUACAACAGCAAGAUAGGUUGCAGGAUAUGGAGCACUUAGACCUCGUUAUUAGGCCCAUGCUUUCAAUCUCUU